AUGUCAUUUUCAGACCUGCGUUUCAUCAUCGCGUCGGACGUCUUGCUGGCGUGUCUCUUCCCUCUCGCUAUCCUUUUUCUGGGGUACAAGCACGUCCCAAGUUUCUCAUUCUCGGAGCUUAAGGAUCUUCUCCUACUCGGACGUAGGAAGACACGCCACUAUGGGCAUUUUUCUUUGGAAAGAGCCCACGAAUCCUACACCCAAUACGUCCGCCUCUCGGAACAAGAGCUGUCGUUAAUGCGCAGGUCCUACUCCACAUUGGGACGCGCCAACAAGAAUAUCGGGUACAAGAUUGGGUAUCCGAGAAAGCUAGACCGGAUGAAGGACGUCACCGACUUAAACGCCACGAUUACAGACGGCGUCGCUGAGCUAGCGAUCGAAGAAUUCCCGUCGCUCAAGACCAAGGAUCCGGUGGCGGCGGGGUCAGCAGACCUAGGACGCGUCCGGGAAUCGCUCAAGCAUUUUGUUCGGGAUUGGAGCGAGGAAGGAGCGGCGGAACGGACGCGUAUAUUCGCUCCCAUUCUUGAUUUACUACGAAGUGUAGAUCCUCAGGAGCGCGGAGGGUUGAAGGUGCUCGUCCCUGGAUGCGGUCUUGGAAGGCUGGCAUGGGAGAUAUCUCAGCUGGGAUACGACACUACAGCAAACGAGCUCUCGUUCUUCAUGACGCUCUCUCUUCGUUUUCUUCUCUCCCCCAAGACAACAACAACUCCCAACGAACAUAUUCUCCGCCCAUAUGCGCAUUGGUUCUCCCAUCAGCGGACAAACGACUCCCUCUUCCGCGGUAUAUCCUUUCCUGACGCCGUACCCCGCCUCAGCCCUACCUUCAGGCUCGUCGAGGAAGAUUUUAUGAAGCUCAAAGCCCCAUCAUCCAACAGAAAUGAUGCAUACAUGGACGGAUACGACUUCAUCGUCACUCUCUUCUUCAUCGACACCUCCCUCGACCUUCUCUCGACCUUGAACCACAUCCACACCCUCCUCCGUCCUGGUGGCGUCUGGAUCAACCUUGGCCCGCUUCUGUGGACAGGCGGAGCACAAGCCAAAGUCGAACUCAGCCUCGAAGAGGUCCUGCAGGCCGCAGAGGAGAUUGGGUUCGUGCUCGACAGGGAUGAAGAAGGUCCAAGCGCGCAGAGGACCAUCGAGUGCGAGUAUACGGGGGAUAGGAACGCGAUGAUGCGUUGGAUUUACAAGGCCGAGUUUUGGGUUGCCAGGAAGUCGAAGUGA
Cyclocybe aegerita is the source of this 1221-nucleotide messenger RNA. Lineage: Eukaryota; Fungi; Basidiomycota; Agaricomycetes; Agaricales; Hemipholiotaceae. The record is from the annotation of a GenBank genome assembly.